Molecule: messenger RNA, 3128 nt
Organism: Odontomachus brunneus
Lineage: Eukaryota; Metazoa; Arthropoda; Insecta; Hymenoptera; Formicidae
Product: RNA cytidine acetyltransferase
Exons: 17
Coding region: 1-3048 (1015 amino acids)
Biological process (GO): rRNA acetylation involved in maturation of SSU-rRNA
Cellular component (GO): nucleolus; 90S preribosome
Molecular function (GO): tRNA binding; ATP binding; 18S rRNA cytidine N-acetyltransferase activity
Source: RefSeq, a predicted model, not a curated record
AUGGUUCGUAAGAAGAUAGAUAAUCGUAUACGAGUUUUGAUUGAAAAUGGUGUUACUGUGGGACACAGAACAAUGUUUAUCGUUAUCGGCGAGAGAGCAAAAGAUCAAGUAGUAUUAUUGCAUCAUAUGUUAUCCAAGACUGUUGUAAAGGCUAGACCUUCUAUACUAUGGUGCUAUAGGAAAGAUCUAGGUUUUAGUAGUCACAGAAAGAAACGUAUGAAGUCUUUACAGAAGAAAAUUAAGUCGGGUAAAUUGGAUGUUAAUGAAGAUGAUCCGUUUGAAUUGUUUGUUGUUUCAACCAACAUUCGCUAUUGCUAUUACAAUGAAACACAUAAAAUAUUAGGUAACACUUAUGGCAUGUGCAUAUUGCAGGAUUUUGAAGCAAUUACACCAAAUCUAUUGGCACGUACUAUUGAAACAGUAGAAGGUGGUGGAGUAAUUAUAUUCUUAUUACAGUCUAUGAAUUCUUUAAAGCAAUUAUAUACAAUGAAUAUGGAUGUCCACCAGAGGUUUCGUACAGAAGCUCAUAAAGACAUAGUAUGCCGAUUUAACGAAAGAUUUCUGUUAUCCCUGGCUUCUUGUAAUCGGUGUUUAGUUGUUGAUGAUCAGCUAAAUGUAUUGCCCAUAUCUUCUCAUAAUCUAAAAAUAGAGCCUGUGCAUAAGUCCAUUAUAUCAGAAGAACAGUCAAGUUUGGAUACUUUAAAAGAGAAUCUAAAAGACACUCAGCCUGUAUCUGCAUUAAUUAAUUGUUGUAAAACGACCGAUCAGGCAAAAGCAGUUUUGAAAUUCAUUGAAUGUAUUUCGGAGAAAACAUUACGGUCUACUAUAUCGUUAACUGCUGCUAGAGGGCGUGGAAAAUCAGCUGCAUUGGGACUUGCCAUUGCUGGUGCUGUUACUUUUGGAUAUUCUAACAUAUAUAUUUCAAGUCCUUCUCCAGAAAAUUUGAACACACUUUUUGAAUUUAUAUUCAAAGGAUUUGAUGCUUUGGGAUAUCAGGAACAUCUAGACUAUGGUUUAGUGCAAUCUACAAACCCCGAAUUCAACAAAGCUACGGUGCGAGUAAAUGUGUUUCGUGACCAUCGCCAAACAAUUCAGUAUAUCCAUCCAACGGAUACACAUAAGUUGAAUCAAGCAGAAUUGCUUGUAAUCGACGAAGCAGCAGCAAUUCCUUUGCCCUAUGUUAAGGCCAUGCUUGGACCUUAUCUGAUAUUUCUUGCGUCGACCAUAAAUGGAUAUGAAGGCACAGGCCGGUCUUUGUCGCUCAAACUGCUGCAGCAAUUAAGGACACAGACUGUUGGAUCAAAUAGUCAUGGUAAAAAUGAUGAGCAAAAUGAGAAAAUUCUUAUUGGAAGACAGUUAUACGAACUCACUCUUGAUGAAUCGAUCCGUUACAAACCCGAUGACGCUGUAGAAGAGUGGUUGUGCGAUUUACUUUGUUUGAACGCUACGAUACAUGCACCUAUUUUAUCUGGAUGUCCUCCUCCCGAUAUGUGUCAGUUAUAUUACAUAAACAGGGAUACAUUAUUCUCUUAUCACAAGGCUUCCGAAUUAUUCUUACAGAGACUGGUGUCUCUGUAUGUUGCAUCGCAUUAUAAAAACACGCCUAACGAUUUGCAAAUGAUGUCUGAUGCACCUGCACAUCAUUUGUUCUGUCUAUUGGGACCUGUGGAUACUAAUAAAAAAACUUUACCUGAGAUAUUAGUCGUACUGCAAAUAUGCUUAGAAGGUGAAAUUAGUAAAAGUAGUGUGAGCGAGGGUCUCUCGCGAGGUCGCAGAGCAUCCGGCGAUUUGAUACCAUGGACAAUUGCUCAGCAAUAUCAAGAUGAAGACUUUCCAGUAUUGUCUGGUGCGCGCAUUGUUCGUAUUGCUACACAUCCGGAUUAUCACAGAAUGGGAUACGGUAGCCGAGCGUUGCUGCUAUUGAAGCAGUAUUAUGAAAUGCAACUACCUAACAUUAACGAAGAUGUUACGCAAGAGCCAAUAACAGAAAUCAAAAACGUCUCCGACGAGGCACUCAGUUUAUUAGAGGAAACUAUUGAACCUCGCAGUUCACUACCGCCGUUGUUAUUGAAAUUAAGCGAGAGACCUCCGGAACAACUGGAUUACAUCGGCGUAUCCUUUGGGAUUACUGAGCAACUACUGAAGUUCUGGAAACGAGCUAAUUUUGUACCCGUAUAUUUAAGGCAAACAGCAAAUGACAUAACAGGAGAACAUACAUGCAUUAUGCUCUACAGAACCCACAGAGAAUUGACUACCUCUGAAUGGUUGCGCGAUUAUUGGAGCGACUUUCGCCGGCGAUUCUUGAGUUUACUCUCUUAUGCAUUUAGCACAUAUACAGCGUCACUUGCAUUGAGCAUACUUAUUAACAAAACAAUAGAACUAGAAUCCGUUGUGUUAAAUAAAGAAAUAUUGGACAUUCACUUCACAUCGUACGAUUUGAAGCGUUUACAAAUGUAUAGCAACAACAUGACGGAUUACCAUGUAAUUAUGGAUUUAUUGCCAUCGUUAGCUCGCUUAUACUUUUUAAAUAUGAUGGGGGAUACUCAUUUCUCAGCAGCACAGUCUGCAAUUCUACUAGGUUUAGGUUUACAACACAAAACUGUGGACAAGCUGGCAGAAGAGUUAAGUUUGCCAUCUUCACAACUACUUGGUCUAUUCAACCGUAUCGUACGUAAGUCAACACAAUAUUUAAAUAACGUUGCAGAGGAACAUGUUGCAAAUGUUGUAAUGACUAAAAGAUCGUCGGUGAAUGGACAAGUAAAAGUGGAUCCUUUGGGUGGACAAAAUCUACACGAGGAAUUAGAGAGCGCAGCUAAGGAGUUGAAGAUGAAGCAAAAGAAAGAAUUAGAAAAACUGAAGCAGGAAAAUCUAGAACAGUAUGCUGUUAAAGGCUCGGAAGCGGAAUGGUCUAGCGCGUUAUCCGGCAAACACAGUAAAAAUCUUAUUUCUGUAAAGACUGGCGAGAAAAGAUCGACCGAGGACGACAGCAUACAAGAAAAUCUGAAGAAAUAUAAGAAAAAGAAAAAGAGAUUUUCUUCAAAUACAUAACUUAUAUAAAUUUUUUUUAAUAUUUAGACAAGAUAUGAAAUUUAUAUUUUGUAUACAUGUAAAUAAAACGGCAAAAAAUA